Messenger RNA from Pollicipes pollicipes, 522 nucleotides. Its product is annotated as filamin-A-like. The record is from RefSeq and is a predicted model, not a curated record. Bases 25 to 522 code for a protein of 165 amino acids. Gene Ontology annotation, biological process: actin cytoskeleton organization. The transcript is spliced from 3 exons. Gene Ontology annotation, molecular function: actin filament binding. NCBI's taxonomy places the organism in Eukaryota, Metazoa, Arthropoda, Thecostraca, Pollicipedomorpha, Pollicipedidae.
CGGUGGGUAGCACCCUCAGCCGACAUGCGCCGUCCGCUGGUCACGUCCACAGGUGACGCCAGCGUCGCGACCAUGGACCCUGACGGCGUGGGCGCGACGCGCCACGCUAGUCCGCGCCGUCAGGGCUCGGAGGAGGAGGCGGCCAUGCUGGCGGAGGAGCGCGACCUCGCCAAGGAUGCGCAGUGGAAGCGCAUCCAGCAGAAUACGUUCACACGCUGGGCCAACGAGCACCUGAAGGUGGCCAGCCGUCACAUUGGCUCGCUGGAGACGGACCUGCAGGAUGGUCUCAACCUGAUCGCGCUCAUCGAGGUUCUCAGCGGCAAGCGAAUGCCGAAGCACAGCCGGCGGCCGGCCUUCCGCUCGCAGAAGCUGGAGAACGUGUCGGUGGCGCUGCGGUUCCUGGAGCGGGACGAGCACAUCAAGAUCGUCAACAUCGAGCGAGCCUCGACGACAGAGCUGGGAGGAGGCGCGGUGGCCGGCAGGCCGCACCACCCGGCGACGUUUCUGAGUGGCACAUUCUGA